CAGCCCCUUUCUCUCGGACGCCCUCGCUAUUGCUUCUUCCCACCUUCUCAUCUGCUCGUCCUCUUUUCCAACGCCUUCAGUCAUCGGAAUGCGGGAGCAAGUUACGUGGAGAGAGAUUGACGGCCGGGCUGGCCUGCCCUGCCCUUUCCUCGCCCGGGGGGCUGCGGCCCCUGGCUGCGAACGGUGAUGGUGUGAAGAGGCCUGCAGAAAUUGGUUUUGCAAGGGCGCUGGACUGGAGAUCGUAGUAUUACUCUUAAAGGUGGAGGCCCUCUCUCUCGCUUGCUGCUAGGGGGUUUUCCGGUCGGCCGGUGAUUUUAUUUUGGCUCCGAACUGCGGGAUCUUUGUAGCUGCAGUUGGAAUUGGGAAGGACAAAAUGGAAAAGGGAUCUAAAUAGACUCUUGGAAGACUUGGAUUAUAGGUUUCUAGUAGUGUUCUUAUUGGGCAACCUACAAGCUUGGGGGUCUUUAGCGUAUGAAAUGCACCCAGUGUUGUAGCUCAAAUGUUAAGAGCAUUGUGCCAUGGAGUGCUGAUCUUUUCCCUGCUAUUGUUUGCAUCUGCCAGUGAGAUAGGAUACCCACGAUGCAACUGCGAUGGGGACAGCUUUUGGAAUGUUGAGAACAUUUUCCAGUGCCAAAAAGUGAGUGACUUUUUGAUUGCUUCAGCUUACUUCUCCAUUCCACUCGAACUCUUGUACUUUGCCACAUGUUCCAAUAUCUUCCCCUUCAAAUGGAUUGUCAUACAGUUUGGAGCCUUUAUUGUUCUAUGUGGAUUGACACAUUUGUUAAAUGUGUUCACAUACGGGCCCCACUCGUUCCUUCUGAUGCUAAGCUUGACAGUUUCUAAAUUCUUUACUGCUCUUGUAUCAUUUGCCACAGCGAUAACCCUCUUAACCUUGAUACCUCAGCUCUUGAGGGUCAAGGUGAGGGAAAACUUCCUGAGAAUAAAAGCACGGGAACUAGACAGGGAAGUUGUCCUGAUGAAGAAACAGGAAGAGGCUAGUUGGCAUGUAAGAAUGCUUACUCAAGAGAUUCGCAAAUCACUGGACCGGCAUACCAUCUUAUAUACGACUAUGGUUGAGUUAUCAAAGACAUUGGGCCUGCAUAAUUGUGCAGUAUGGAUGCCGGAUGAGCAUAAAAAGGAGAUGUACCUAACUCAUGAACUAAGGUUACAAAGCACCUCUAAUCUGUACCGACGUUCUGUUCCUAUUGAUGACCCAGAUAUAAUAGAAAUUAUAGGGACUAAGAGCAUGAAAAUUCUAAGCAUUGACUCUGUACUGGGUUCUGCAAGUAGUGAAGACAUGGUUCAUCCCGGAGAAGUGGCAGCCAUUCGUAUGCCAAUGCUAAAUGCCUCCAAUUUCAAAGGUGGAACACCUGAAGUUGUUGAAGCAAGAUAUGCUAUACUUGCUCUUGUUGUCCCUAGGGAUGCUUCAAGGAAUUGGAAUGAUCAGGAACAAGAGAUAGUUGAGGUGGUUGCAGAUCAAGUUGCUGUUGCCCUUUCUCAUGCUGAUGUUUUAGAGGAGUCACAAAUGAUGAGAGAGAAGCUAGCACAACAGAAUCGAGAUCUGCUUCAGGCAAGACAGAACACUUUAAGAGCAAGUGAAGCAAGGAAUCAAUUCCAAGUUGCCAUGAGCCAGGGAAUGAGAAGACCCAUAAAUUCCAUCUUGGGUUUGUUGUCCAUGUUGCAACAAGAACAGUUAAGUCCUGAACAAAGACUUGUUGUUGAUACUAUCACAAAAAGUGGUAGUGUAGUUUCAACAUUGAUCAAUGAUGUGAUGGAAAUUUCUAGAAUAAACAGUGAGCGAAUAUCUUUGGUAAUGAGACCUUUCCACCUGCAUUCUAUGAUUAGGGAAGCUGUUACUGCUGCAAGAUGUCUUUGUGAUUCGAAGGGAUUUUACUUUGGGUUUCAAGUGGAAAAUGAAGUGCCUAAUCAAGUUGUUGGUGAUGAGAAGCGAAUUUUUCACGUGAUACAGUAUAUGGUCGGUACUGUGUUGAGUGGAUAUGAUAAAGGAGGUUCUCUAAUGUUUCGGGUUAUGGGGUAUGAUGGACUCAUAGACAAAGAGGAACAGGAAUGCUCUUCUUGGAAAUUGAACUUUUCUGAUGGGUAUGGUUAUGUGAAGUUUGAAAUUGGAGUGAGAAAAUUGGAUAUUAAAAGCUCUAGUUCAUUGUCACUUCAGCACUCUAAGAUGGCUGAUUCUGGAGGUUUGGAGGUGGGCCUUAGCUUUAGAAUGUUCAAGAAUCUAGUUCAGAUGAUGCAAGGAAAUAUCUGGGAACUCAAGAACUCCCAAGGCCUUACGGAAAGCAUAACACUUGUUCUCCGAUUCCAAUUGCAGCAUUUGGCACAAGUGCCAGAGGGCAGAGAGUUGCAUUCUGCAUCUUCCACUCCAAAUUUCAAAGGCCUCAGAGUUCUGCUAGCUGAGAGCGACAAUGUCAACAGAGCCGUGACUCGUAAACUACUUGAGAAAAUGGGUUGCCGUGUCUCAUCUGUGGGCUCUGGAACCCAAUGCCUUAGCUCAUUUGGCGCCCCAAUCACACCCUAUCAACUCAUAGUGUUAGACCUUCACAUGCCCCAAAUGGAUGGGUUUGAAAUUGCAACAAAAAUUAGGAAGUUCAGGAGCAGGUCUUGGCCUUUGAUUGUGGCUUUAUCUGCAAGUGCAGAGGGUGAUAUACGGGAUAAGUGUUUGCAGUCUGGGAUGAAUGGAAUGGUAAGAAAACCCAUUACAUUACUGUCGAUGGGAGAGGAAUUGUACAGGGUCCUUCAUAAUUCAUAGGGGUGUAAUGGAGCUUGGCACUUGUGAGGUCCAUUCCUGUUCAAAUCCUUUUUUUCUUUCCUUUGGACAGAGUUUUGUAACAAGCAUCGGUACACAAGCAUGCACACUCGAAACAUGUAUACAGGAAUUAGAUAAUGGUUUUUGAUUCAGCCAGGGCAAACCAUAUUAUUAUACAGCUUCUUUUUCAUAACAAGUUAUCCAAUACCUGCUAUGGUAGAUAAUCAUACUUGCCAAGGGCCAAUAUAGGCAAUUUUUGUCUUCAUUUACACCCCUCUUUCUGGAUAUUGGAGAGUUGAGCUCCUCAGUUGGCUUUCUAUUGCAGGCUAUCAAUUGAUUGUGCAUCUAGCAAUGUCAGACCAUCAGUAAUAGACAUCAGGAAGCUGGCACAUACAGUCAAUAACAAAAUUUGAGUGUUGUCAGAUGGAUCAUCCACAAGCUGGAUAGGGCGAAGAAUGUUAUGCCGGACGACUUAGUAGGUUAGGCAUCAGCCGAAGGGUGUGGUAAUUUCAUCAAAGAAAUGACUAAUUCAAUUGAAGAUUUUGAGCUGCAGUAGUGAGUGGUAGAUGUGGACAGUUUAGCCACUAGGGACAUGAAGGAGUUAAUCAGUUUGGAGGGUUGAAUGUAAGAUGUUAAAAUCCCAAUUCUCAGCCAUUGACAUCGAGGUAGAGCUACUUGUAUAAUAGGAGUUUUUUUUUAUUUAUUUUAGUUGGUAUUAGAUAUUUAAUUUAUGCUGAUUAAUUCUAUGUGAUUAGUAUGGCUCUAUAGAAGAUUUUUACUAUUA
Molecule: messenger RNA, 3548 nt
Organism: Zingiber officinale
Lineage: Eukaryota; Viridiplantae; Streptophyta; Magnoliopsida; Zingiberales; Zingiberaceae
Product: ethylene receptor 2-like
Exons: 3
Coding region: 500-2767 (755 amino acids)
Biological process (GO): phosphorelay signal transduction system; response to ethylene
Cellular component (GO): endoplasmic reticulum; endoplasmic reticulum membrane
Molecular function (GO): phosphorelay sensor kinase activity; ethylene receptor activity; protein binding
Source: RefSeq, a predicted model, not a curated record